Messenger RNA from Amborella trichopoda, 940 nucleotides. RefSeq names its product pollen-specific protein C13. The record is from RefSeq and is a predicted model, not a curated record. NCBI's taxonomy places the organism in Eukaryota, Viridiplantae, Streptophyta, Magnoliopsida, Amborellales, Amborellaceae.
AGGGUUGGACAGGAGAGGAGGCACGUGGGUGAGCACCGACAGGAGACAGCACGGAUACGUUGCAGGUUAACGCGGUGUAAAAGAGGUUAUAACCCCUUCCACCCCCAACCUCACCCUUGUUCUUCUCCUCUCCUUCCUUCCUUGCUGUGAUUUUGAGAAAGCAAGAAACAAAAUGGCGAGGUCUCAGCUUCUCUCGGUGGCCGCUGUCCUCUUCUUGUUCUCCUCCGCAUUAGGCACCCCCACACCCAACUUUGAGGUAGAGGGCCGCGUCUACUGUGACACCUGCCGCGCCGGCUUCGAGACCUCCGCCACCACCUACAUCAAAGGUUCUACGGUGCGUUUGGAGUGCAAGGACAGAGCAACCCACCAGCUGACCUACAGCAUUGAAGGCGUCACCGAUGCCACCGGCACCUACAGGCUCCCCGUGUCGGAUGACAGGCAGCACGAGAUCUGUGAGGUAGUGGUGGUGAGCAGCCCGGAGGCAGGGUGUGGCAAGGCCAUGUUGGGCAGGGAACGCGCUCGCGUUCUCCUCACCCACAACAACGGCAUCGUCUCCAACACCAGGUACGCCAAUGCCCUCGCCUUCCUCAAGGACGAGCCCCUCCCCAGAUGCGCCGAGCUCCUCAAGCUCUACAAGGAGAAGGAAGAGUAGACCGACCGCAGUCCCCUAAAUCCUCCCUCCUUCCCUAUAAACAAAAUACCAUUAGGAGGAUCUCUCUUCCUCCCUUCUCAUUUUCAUUUCCUUUCCCCAUUCCCACAUCCACCCACGAGGCAGAAGAACCCCUUUUUUUUUUCUUUUUUUUUGUUUCUUCUUUUAUAUGAUAAAUAUGUUUCUCUUGAUAAAAGAGUUGUUGUUUGACUGAUUGGAUGAUCGCUUUCUACCCCGUUUUGCUUCUGUAUUAAUAUAUCUCUCCACUAAUCUGGAUCUUUUCUUUAUUAA